UAAGGUAUAUUUCAACCUCAACUUCAUCACGUGUUUUGCUAUAAUUAUAGGGAGUUAAAACAAUUACGACAUGUUGACAGUUUCUACAAUGUGCGACAGAAUUCAGGACGAAAGAUUAUUAUUCAGGUCAAAUAGCUGAGAGGCAGAUCGAUACUGAACUUAUUCUAGUACUGAUUCCAUAUGCACGUACUUUAUUUAUUUUUUUAAUAUGUCGCUGGCAACAUUGAACAGACAUAGAUGGGGAGACAUAAUCAAUGGGAUGUUCUGGUAUAAAUAUCAAGACGGAAAACCCUACAAUGUUUAAAGCAUCGAUUUGAUGUGAUUUAAGUGGAGCAGUGAUAAUUAAACGAGAAAUGUUGCAAAGAAGCUAGGGAAAUGAUCAACAUCAUAAAUGGUUAAUACGACAUGCGACAGUCGACACUUGUUCCUGGCCAAUCGAGAUAUACUUCUGUCAAAGGACAAGUUGCCACAGAGAUAACAAUCGGCAUCCUUGUGGCCGGGGUACUCGGUGGACUCAUAAUAGUAAUAGCUGUAAUUCUCUUUUGUAAAUACUGUGUAAAGAAAAAUAAAGAUUUUAGAAGACAAGAUUCCUAUAGUAGCCGUAGACUAUCGGACAGAGACCGUAGAUUUAAAACGUUACAAAGAUACGAAACGAUCAAUUCAGAUGUUUUCUCCGAACCUAGUACAGGAUCUAUGGAUGGUGUCCCAAUAAGUCCAAGAAUUAAUCAUGAGCUGGAGAGAUAUAGUGAAAUUAACGAGGCAGACGAAACAACACAGCUCAAAUCUGAUUUUGAUAAAGUAUCUUACAAGGAAAUAAAACCAAGCAUUGAGACGACUAACGUACAGACAGCUGAAGAGGAACCAGAAAUUAAAAUAGGGAGGCGAGUAUCCUUCAAAUUGGAUGAAAAGAAGAAGGAACGUCAGACAUUACGUCAACAAGGAAGAAGGUAUACCGAAGGUGAUUUUCAUCAUCUUAAACGAGCAAGAAUAGAUAAAAAUGUUCCGCGUCAGUACUCUUUAAACGUAAAUUGUCAAAAUUCAAAUGGAAAACAAUCGGAAUGGAAAUAUCAUCAGAUACAACUUGAAGAAUCACCAACUGAAACCGGAAAUGACGUACUCCAUGUAUUUCCACGUGAUGAUGAUUCGCCACCAGAAGAUUCAAUACAAAAGCAGGUCUCUGUCGAGAUACAUCGUCAACCAAACCUUUCACCCGUUAAAAGUGAUCCCAACUUACAACGACAUAAACCAGAAAAACGGGGUAGAUCGUUGUCGCAGGUAGUUGCAUUGAAUAAGCAAGACAGUUGGAAGAAACGAACAAGAAGAGCAAAGAGUUUUGAUCACAUUUGCGAUUAUGACAUGUUUAAAAUUACAGAGUUCGAAGGACCUUUUUAUAAUACCGACUUCGAUGUUAUAUCAGAACUAAGCUCCUCUGAAAGUUCAAAAGUUCGAUAUAACGACACAGGUAGUAUUGAACAGUUAAACGAAGAUCAGUUAGAACGACUGGAGAUUGAAAAAUUUGAUAUCGACAUUUGUCAUUUAUCAGAAAGUGAUGAUACGGACACGUUAAACGGAAGUAGAAAAUAUCGAGAGUUAUGGAACUUAAGGGCAACGUUUGAGGAAGAGGAGGAAUGCAGUGAUACUAUCCGUAUGGAAGACAUGACAUCACCAGACCAAUCGCCAGAAUGUGAAGUAAAAGAUUCUGACUUUGAGUCUCAUUCUGGUAGUUCAAAAAGACAAAAAAUUGAAACAUGUGAAUCUGAGAAUGGUUGUGGAAAGUUUCAACCUCAAAACGGCGAAAAUAAAGAAAAACAAAGUUAUAAAGACAUAUUAACAAAUCGAUUAAAACAGUCUGAACAAAGUGGAAGUCGAGAUAACAGUUUCGACAGUAUAGAGACAUGUGAUACGGAUGAAAAUGUAUCAGAUUUAAGUCGAUUUGAACCAGUGACAUCUUUUGAUUCGACAACGGAUAACACAGACAGUAACAAUGAAACACAAAGCAACAGACUCAUGCAGAUGAAAGCUGAUAGUGGUUAUAAAUCAUUAGAAACUCAACAUCCACCUCCACCAAAUGGUGCCGUAAAACGAAAUCAUAGUGCGGGGGAAGUAGAGCCUUAUUAUAUUUACGACGAUGCUUUUAGGCGGUUUUCGUUGUCAAGUCAGGAGGCGGGUCCGUCUGGGGAACAAUAUUUAUCGAGAGGUACAUUUUUUGACCGACGCAAUGGCAAAACUGCUUCAAAAAAGAGACGUGAAUAUAGUAGAGAGAGACAGAUCGUUCAAAUAUAUGAAAGCAUCAAUGAACCAGAAUCUGAUUCAAAGUCGGACCAGCCAUCCGGUGACAGUUUCGAGGAAAACAAAAUGCCAAAUAAAAAGUCUGUUUUCUCUAGGUUUUUUAAAUCCCACCGUGACAAUAAAGACGGUCCCUUUUCAGCCAAUAGAGACUACAGUAUUGAUGAACAAACAAACAAAAUAUUUCAAGAAUUUCUUAGAUACGAUCCACAACUCGAACCAAAGUGUGCUUAUGCUUCUUACCUACGUAGGUCAUCUCGUUUUAACAAACAUAGACUACACCGAAAACAUACUGAUUCUAUGUUUAUCGAUGAUCGCAGAAGAGAUCGAUUAGCACCGGAAAUGAGAAGUGCUAGCUUAGGAAGUGAUAGUAGUGCAAGUUCAGCUCGACGUUUGUCCCCUCAAGAUAGCAUAGAAGAAGAGGAAGAAGAAAGAGAGGAAGAGGAAAGAUGGCUAAACCAGUUUCCUCGAGAAUCUCGACAAUCAUUUUCUGUUCACGAAAUUCCUAUUAUAAAACUCCCAGAAGAGGAGCACACUGCUACUGAAGCUUAAAACAAAACCAAAUUCUAUUCAAACACCAAUUUACGUAUCGGACCAAUUUAUUAUACAAUACUCUUAAAAUUUCGUCGAUUACUUUGAAAAAUCAUAUUGAUUUUAAUUUAAUGCUAAUGUAAUUUGUAGUGUGAUUAGGAGUGAUUAUUGAGAAAAAUCUGAUAGUUAAAUCCAUAAAUGAACAAAUAACGUGUGGGUUACUUAUGUACUUUCUGGCUGCUUUUUGUAUAUAGUGCUUAAAAUACCCCACCACAAAUAUAUGUGUCAAAUUUUGAUUGUGAUAUAACCCUUAAUGAGCUGAUUGUAUGCGUUUUUUAUAUGAUUAUUUUUUAUUUAAAAUUCCAGUGUCAUGUCAGGGGAUAUAAACCAAAGUGUUUUAAAUUAUUUCUUUCAAGAGAUAUGAAUUUAUUUUUCAUAAUUAAGUAUUAUUACAUGUUAAAGAUUUAUACAUAUUUUUUCAUAAUAUGUGAAUAUAUCAUUUAUUUAACACAAAGCGUAAAACUUGUUUUAUAAUUUGCCUCGUUAGGCAUACUUUAUCCUUCUUUUUAUAAUAGAGUUGUAUUUUCAUUUAGUAUAUAUUGUUUUUUGUUUGAUGUUUUGUUGAUACAAAUAAAUAUCCCUGGAAAAAACUUUUAAAUGUAAAACAGGAAAAACUGUGCUAAUGAUUAAUAGUGUAGGAAAGAAUUAUUAGAUACCUACUGACUACUUUAACCUAACAAUAUGAAAAACCAAACUAUUUCAACCUUUUGCGGCUGAAAAUUUCUGAAUUAAUUUUAACAUUAUUAUGUAUUUCUGAAUUUGACGAUCGAAAUUAUGCAGUGAAACUGUGUUUUUAAAGCUAACGAUAUGACAUACUAACUUUUAAUAUAAUGUUUUACUUCCUUGCCAUCUUCCUGCUAGUUCAAAUACAAUUAUCGCUUUCCAAUUACUAAUGUACCAAAUUGUCCAAAUUUUUGGUAAAUUUACAAAUUUAUACAUAUGUAAUUUCAUAUGUUAACGAUUAGUCAUGUUUAAAGUCAAGCCCUUUCAAUAAAUCUCUUUCACUUGAAGACUUGUAAUUUCUUUUAUAGAAAACAAUCUUACACGUUUCCAUUGUAAUACCUUUGGUUAAUGUUGGUGCUUCUAAGUAUUGUGUUAUUACAAAGUAUGAAUUAAUUAGUUCUGUAAACUUUUUGUACGCAUAAAGUAGUAUUUAUCUUUAUAAAAAUCAGAUCUAAAUUAAAUUUAUUAAAAAUUUAUUUUCAAAAGAGAGAAGUUAUCUUCCUGUGUAUGCUUGUGUAUGAAUGCUUGGUUUUUCAUUGAAAAAAAUACUUUUCAAAUUUCACUUCUAACUGCAUCUCCGCCUUAACUAGAAAGACAUUUAUCCUUUAUAUGGUGCUUUUUCUAUGUUGAAUAAAGUUUAAAUAAUUUUAAGUCUUGGUGUUGUAUUAGUACUGUUACUAGAACUUCAUUAACUUCAUGUUCAUCUGUAUAAAAAUUAUUUAUGCUUUCAUUGUAUAAGAGUUGUGAAAGUAGAGGAGGGUGAUUGUAUAUUUCAUUAUAUUUUCGGCAGUUCUCCAAAAGUUUUAGCUUUGGGAACAUUAAAACUAACUUUUCAAAAUUAGUGAGAGACAGUACGCCUGAAGUUGUUUUUCAAAAGAAUAAUUUUGGGAACAAUGAAAAUUCAAUUAAAAGUUACCGAGAGCUAGUACGCUCGCCAUAGUUUUUUUAUAUCACUUCUAUAAUUUGUUGGGAGGGGUAAAGUUUUUUUAGGAUUUAGUA
Messenger RNA from Mytilus californianus (California mussel), 4599 nucleotides. RefSeq lists its product as uncharacterized. The record is from RefSeq and is a predicted model, not a curated record. The transcript has 7 exons. The coding region runs from base 406 to 2838 and encodes 810 amino acids. Gene Ontology annotation, cellular component: plasma membrane; secretory granule. Lineage: Eukaryota; Metazoa; Mollusca; Bivalvia; Mytilida; Mytilidae. Gene Ontology annotation, molecular function: transmembrane transporter binding. Gene Ontology annotation, biological process: negative regulation of voltage-gated calcium channel activity; negative regulation of calcium ion-dependent exocytosis.